CUCCUGGUUGUUCAUCAAAGGAAGCAUAAAAGGCAAACCCUCGUUUCCUCUCUCUCUCUCUCUCUCGAUCCCUCUGAGCUCUCUACCCCUCGCUGUUGCAGAGCCGAGAAAAGAAGAAAGAGAGGGGAAAAGGAAGAGAAAUUCGUCUCUCCUCCUCCCCACCAUCUUCGCUCGUCUCGUCUCGUCGCGAUUCGUAUCGGAUUCGCUCGAUCCGAUCAGGGUUUGGGAUGGCUUCUCAGCAAGCUGCUGCGGGAUCUUGCCCUACCGCUCAAGUGGUGGGGAAUGCCUUUGUGCACCAGUACUACCACAUUCUUCACCAAUCGCCGGAAUCGGUGUACCGGUUUUACCAGGAUUCGAGCAAGCUUGGUCGUCCUGAUGCGCAAGAAGCGAUGAGUUCGAUCACCACGAUGCAGGCGAUUAAUGAGAAGAUACUUUCAAUGGAUUAUGGCGAGUUCAGGUCAGAGAUAAAGACGGUGGAUGCUCAAGACUCCCUUAACGGCGGGGUCCUUGUGCUUGUGACUGGACACCUGAUCUCAAAAGACAAUGCCAAGAGGAGUUUUACUCAAUCUUUCUUUCUGGCUCCUCAAGACAAAGGAGGGUAUUACGUAUUGAACGAUAUUUUCAGAUACGUGGAAGAGGUAGGACGGAUGGAAGGAAUUGUUGAUGUGGUGAACGCUGGAACCGAAGCUGCUCACGGAGCAGCUCCACCACCUGCGGAAGAGCCAGCUCCUAUUCUGGAGAAUCAUGUGACUGAGGAAGCUGCUCAACUAUGUGAGGAAGAUCUUGAUGUCGAGGAAGCAUAUGAACAUUCUGAGGGGGAACGCUCUGGUCUGGAAGAGGAAGUUGUAGUGGAAGAGGUGGUUGAUGAGAUUCAAAGUGAACCAGCAGCUGCUGCUGACUCAACUUCUUCAACUCUAGAAGAGGCUCCGAAGAAGUCUUAUGCCUCGAUUCUGAAGCUGAUGAAGGAGAAUGCAUCUCCUUCCCCAGUUUCUGGACCUUCUCCUGUUAGGCCAGCUGCCCCAACUCCAGAAAGAGUGGUAGCUCCUCCACCAGCACCAGCUCCUGUAGCUGAGGUGUCUGCACGCAGUUCGAAUGCUGCUGAAAGCAUCACCUCACAAGAGGCUGAAGCUGCUGAUGGGCAUUCAAUCUAUAUAAAGGGUCUUCCUUUAAAUGCUACUCCUUUCCAACUUGAGGAGGAAUUUAAGAGGUUCGGUCCCAUUAAGAGUGGUGGUGUUCAAGUGAGGAGUAACAAGCAACAAGGAUUCUGUUUUGGUUUUGUAGAGUUUGAGGCAUCAAGUUCUGUGCAAAGCGCAAUUGAGGCUUCACCUAUAACUAUUGGUGGUCGUCAGGCGUAUGUUGAAGAGAAGAGGCCAUCUGGUUCACGAGUUGCCAGGGGCCGCUUCCUAAGUGGGAGGGGUGGGUAUCGCAACGAUGGGCCAAGGGGAGGGCGUGGCAACUAUGGUGGUGGGAGGGGCUAUGGCAGAGGAGAUUUCAACAGCCGGGCAGAGUUUGCAGGAAGGGGUGGUCGUGGAGGUUCAUCCAACCGUGGCGGGGAGGGAGGAUAUCAGAGGGUCGAGCAUGCUGGGAAUGUAGGCGGGCGAAUGAAUCGCAGUGGCAGUUUGGGUAUGAAUUCAUCGACGAAAGCUGUUGCACCCCGGGUGCCAGCACCUGCUUAAGAAUUGCGAUGAGCUCUAGUUGGUUGGGAUCUUCAGUAAUCAUGUGAGUGUUGGCGUGAGUAAUUCUUGGGACGAUUCUGACAUUGCAGGAGGCGGCAGGUAAAGUGAAGCUUCAACCUGUCUGCUGAUUGAAUUUUCAGGCAACUUGAAUCGGGCUUUCCUAAAAUGUAGUCUGUAGAAUAUGAUUGUUAGGCGUAGAUCACAUUUUGACUUUAUUUUAACCUUUUCUUUUUCCUUACGUGGGUCUAUCGAGUAAGAGUCUCUUGAGUUAAAUGGUUAGUUCACUAGAGUUGAUGAGUGGUAGCGCGUCCAAUUUUUCAGUUUGUUCUGUUGUCCCUUCUUUUUUCCCUUUUCGCCUCUGCCCAUUUUGUGUAAGUAGGAAAGAAGGGGAUUUGAGUUGUUCCUUCCUAAUAUGAUGGCAGGGUAAUGACUGGCCGUAGAAUCUCGAACACAUUCUUAUAAAUUUGUUGAUCUAUUGGAAUUGCCA
Nymphaea colorata (pocket water lily) is the source of this 2163-nucleotide messenger RNA. Its product is annotated as nuclear transport factor 2-like. NCBI's taxonomy places the organism in Eukaryota, Viridiplantae, Streptophyta, Magnoliopsida, Nymphaeales, Nymphaeaceae. Gene Ontology annotation, cellular component: ribonucleoprotein complex; cytosol. The record is from RefSeq and is a predicted model, not a curated record. The transcript has 10 exons. Bases 228 to 1676 code for a protein of 482 amino acids. Gene Ontology annotation, molecular function: mRNA binding.